GCUCUCCCCCCUCGUUCUGCUCACUCCUGGUGUCAGCCUAUCCGCCUUCCGAAACCUCCCAUUCCCCCGGUGUAGGCCCCCCCUUCACUUUCCUUCUCGUCCUCUGUGUUUCUCCUCUCUUCUUUCUUCCCUUCCCCCUCUAGCAUUACCACCUCUCCUACACGCACGCAGGCAUAUAAACGUAGGUUUUUGAUGCUCCUCUGCCUGUUGACCCCGCUAUUUUCAUGUUUCCAACAGGUUUUUCUUCCCCCAAUCCUUCAGCUGCUGCUGCUGCUCAGGAGGUCAGAUCUGCCACUGAUGGUAAUACCAGCACCACUCCGCCCACCUCUGCAAAGAAGAGAAAGUUAAACAGUAGCAGCAGUAGCAGCAGCAGUAACAGUAGUAACGAGAGAGAAGAUUUUGAUUCCAUCUCUUCCUCUCCUCCUUUACAACCCAGAGAUUCGGCAUCCCCUUCAACCUCGUCCUUCUGCCUGGGGGUUUCAGUAGCUGCUUCCAGCCACGUACCGAUACAGAAGAAGCUGCGUUUUGAAGACACCCUGGAAUUUGUAGGGUUUGAUGCGAAGAUGGCUGAGGAAUCUUCCUCCUCCUCCUCCUCAUCUUCACCAACUGCUGCAACAUCUCAGCAGCAGCAACUUAAAAAUAAGAGUAUAUUAAUCUCUUCUGUGGCUUCGGUGCAUCAUGCAAACGGCCUAGCCAAAUCUUCUACCACCGUCUCUAGCUUUGCUAACAGCAAGCCUGGCUCUGCUAAGAAGUUAGUGAUCAAGAACUUUAAAGAUAAGCCUAAAUUACCAGAAAACUACACAGAUGAAACAUGGCAGAAACUGAAAGAAGCAGUUGAAGCUAUUCAGAAUAGUACUUCAAUUAAGUACAAUUUAGAAGAACUCUACCAGGCUGUAGAAAAUCUCUGUUCUUACAAGAUUUCUGCAAACUUGUACAAACAGUUGAGACAGAUUUGUGAAGAUCACAUCAAAGCACAGAUUCAUCAGUUCAGAGAGGAUUCAUUGGAUAGUGUUCUUUUUCUAAAGAAGAUCGAUAGAUGCUGGCAAAACCAUUGUAGACAAAUGAUCAUGAUCAGGAGCAUUUUUUUGUUUCUGGAUAGAACUUAUGUUCUUCAGAAUUCAAUGCUACCCUCCAUUUGGGACAUGGGAUUGGAGUUAUUUAGGGCUCAUAUUAUAAGUGACCAGAAAGUCCAGAAUAAGACAAUUGAUGGCAUUCUUCUCUUGAUUGAGAGGGAAAGGAAUGGUGAAGCAAUUGAUAGAAGUUUACUCCGAAGCCUUUUAAGCAUGCUCUCUGAUUUGCAAAUUUAUCAAGAUUCUUUUGAACAACGAUUUUUGGAAGAAACUAACCGGCUCUAUGCAGCUGAAGGCCAAAAAUUAAUGCAAGAAAGAGAGGUUCCUGAAUAUCUUCAUCAUGUUAACAAACGUCUAGAAGAAGAAGCAGACAGACUUAUUACUUACUUAGAUCAGACCACCCAGAAGUCAUUAAUUGCUACUGUAGAAAAACAACUUCUAGGUGAACACUUAACAGCAAUUCUUCAGAAAGGUUUAAAUAACCUCCUUGAUGAAAACCGAAUUCAAGAUUUAUCUCUACUGUAUCAGCUCUUCAGUAGAGUUCGAGGUGGAGUUCAGGUUCUCUUGCAGCAGUGGAUUGAAUACAUCAAGGCCUUUGGCAGCACUAUUGUAAUUAAUCCUGAAAAAGAUAAAACCAUGGUUCAAGAAUUGCUGGAUUUUAAAGAUAAGGUUGACCAUAUAAUUGAUAUCUGUUUUCUGAAGAAUGAAAAAUUUAUCAACGCCAUGAAAGAAGCAUUUGAAACGUUCAUUAACAAAAGACCAAAUAAACCUGCUGAACUUAUAGCCAAGUAUGUAGAUUCAAAGCUUCGUGCAGGCAACAAAGAAGCUACAGAUGAAGAACUUGAGAAAAUGUUGGAUAAAAUUAUGAUUAUAUUUAGAUUUAUCUAUGGCAAGGAUGUUUUUGAGGCCUUCUAUAAGAAAGAUUUAGCCAAGCGCCUGUUAGUUGGGAAAAGUGCAUCUGUAGAUGCUGAAAAAUCAAUGCUGUCCAAACUUAAACAUGAAUGCGGAGCUGCUUUCACCAGCAAACUUGAAGGAAUGUUUAAAGACAUGGAACUUUCUAAAGACAUCAUGAUUCAAUUCAAACAGGUAAAAUAUAUGCAGAAUCAGAAUGUACCUGGGAAUAUUGAAUUAACUGUGAAUAUCCUGACAAUGGGUUACUGGCCAACAUAUGUGCCUAUGGAAGUCCAUUUACCGCCAGAGAUGGUAAAACUUCAGGAGAUUUUCAAGACAUUUUACCUAGGUAAACAUAGUGGCAGAAAACUUCAGUGGCAGUCAACUCUAGGACACUGUGUGCUAAAAGCAGAAUUUAAAGAGGGUAAAAAAGAACUCCAGGUCUCUCUCUUUCAAACACUGGUGCUGCUAAUGUUUAAUGAGGGAGAGGAAUUCAGUUUAGAAGAGAUCAAGCAGGCUACCGGAAUAGAGGAUGGAGAAUUAAGGAGAACUCUGCAGUCAUUAGCCUGUGGCAAAGCUAGAGUUCUGGCAAAAAAUCCAAAGGGCAAAGAUAUCGAAGACGGUGACAAGUUCAUUUGUAAUGAUGAUUUCAAACACAAACUUUUCAGGAUAAAGAUCAAUCAAAUCCAGAUGAAAGAAACGGUUGAGGAACAAGCAAGCACUACAGAAAGAGUAUUUCAAGACAGACAAUAUCAAAUUGAUGCUGCAAUUGUUCGAAUUAUGAAGAUGAGAAAGACGCUUAGCCACAAUCUCCUUGUUUCAGAAGUAUACAACCAGUUGAAGUUUCCAGUAAAGCCUGCUGAUCUUAAGAAGAGAAUAGAAUCCUUAAUUGACCGGGACUACAUGGAAAGAGAUAAAGAAAAUCCAAACCAGUACAACUAUAUUGCAUAGAAUGUUGGCCUUGGAGCAUUUGUUGUCAUAUGCAGUAGCCAGUGGAUAAACUAACCUUUUGAUCCUGUAUUAUUUGACUUCUUUUAUACUACCAAUGACCAAAUGAAGCAGUGUAAUGGCAAUAGUUGAGUGGACUUUUUCUCAGUGGUUAACAUGCCCAUUUUAAAGAGUAAUACUUACCUUUAAGGAGAAUGUUGUUGAACUCUUUGCAUGUUAUUUAGUAUGAUGUGCAGAAAACUCUUAAGAAAGUACUUGGUCUUCGUGAUUCCUCUUUGGACCUGGAGAAGAGGUCCCUGUGGCUAUUAAAAAGGGGGCAGGGGUUCUUAUACACCAUUAAUUAUGAAGCAAAAGGUUUAUUUGCUUAAAAUGUCAUUUAAAGAUCCUUAAACUGCAUGCAAACUUUAUUUACUGUACAGAGUUCUGGAUGUAUUUAUCAAAUAGAAAAACCACCCUUGA
Galeopterus variegatus (Sunda flying lemur) is the source of this 3368-nucleotide messenger RNA. It is a transcript of the gene CUL4B, whose product is annotated as cullin 4B. Gene Ontology annotation, molecular function: ubiquitin protein ligase binding. The record is from RefSeq and is a predicted model, not a curated record. Bases 225 to 2912 code for a protein of 895 amino acids. Gene Ontology annotation, biological process: protein ubiquitination; DNA damage response; ubiquitin-dependent protein catabolic process. Lineage: Eukaryota; Metazoa; Chordata; Mammalia; Dermoptera; Cynocephalidae. Gene Ontology annotation, cellular component: Cul4B-RING E3 ubiquitin ligase complex. The transcript is spliced from 20 exons.